AUGGAGCCCCAAAACCUAUCCAAGGUCACUGAGUUUCAGCUCUUAGGAUUCCAGAACCUUCUUGAGUGGCAGUCCCUCCUCUUUGCCGUUUUCCUGUGCUUCUAUCUCCUCACCAUCACAGGCAACAUGGUGAUCAUUGCUGUGGUGAGUGAGGAUCCGCGCCUGCGCGCUCCCAUGUACACGUUCCUCCAACAUCUGUCCUUCCUGGAGAUCUGGUACACGUCCACCACGGUGCCCCUGCUGCUGUCCAACCUGGCCUCCUGGGGCCACAUGCUGUCCUUCCCCGCCUGCAUGGCCCAGCUGUACUUCUUUGUGUUUUUCGGUGCCACCGAGUGUUUCCUCCUUGCUGCGAUGGCUUAUGACCGGUACCUGGCCAUCUGCCAUCCGCUGCACUACUCUCUUCUCAUGAGCCCUGACACCUGCGCUGCUCUGGUAACAGUCUCCUGGGUGACAGGGGUGGGCACGGGCUUCCUGCCUUCCCUCCUGAUUUCUAAGUUGGACUUCUGUGGGCCCAACCGCAUCAACCAUUUCUUCUGCGACCUCCCUCCGUUGAUCCAGCUGUCCUGUUCUAGCGUCUAUGUGACAGAAAUGGCCAUCUUUGUCCUGUCCAUCGCUGUGCUAUGCAUCUGUUUCCUCUUAACCCUAGUGUCCUACAUUUUCAUAGUGUCCUCCAUUCUGAGAAUCCCUUCCAAUUCCAGCAGGAUGAAGACGUUUUCUACGUGUGGUUCUCACCUGGCCGUGGUCACCAUCUACUACGGGACCAUGAUCUCCAUGUAUGUGCGCCCAAAUGCACAUCUGUCACCGGAACUCAACAAGGUCAUUUCUGUCUUCUACACUGUGGUCACUCCACUGCUGAACCCAGUUAUCUACAGCCUGAGGAACAAAGACUUCAAAGAGGCCCUUAGAAAAAUUGUGAGAACGAAGUGUGGUGUCUACAGAGCCAGAGUGAAAGGAAGUGUCAUCACUAAGUAG
Apodemus sylvaticus (European woodmouse) is the source of this 972-nucleotide messenger RNA. Its product is annotated as olfactory receptor 11L1. Gene Ontology annotation, biological process: G protein-coupled receptor signaling pathway. Gene Ontology annotation, molecular function: olfactory receptor activity; G protein-coupled receptor activity. The transcript has a single exon. The record is from RefSeq and is a predicted model, not a curated record. Gene Ontology annotation, cellular component: membrane. Bases 1 to 972 code for a protein of 323 amino acids. NCBI's taxonomy places the organism in Eukaryota, Metazoa, Chordata, Mammalia, Rodentia, Muridae.